This is a messenger RNA of Mauremys reevesii (Reeves's turtle), 3600 nucleotides long. It is a transcript of the gene BAAT, whose product is annotated as bile acid-CoA:amino acid N-acyltransferase. Bases 203 to 1465 code for a protein of 420 amino acids. Gene Ontology annotation, biological process: acyl-CoA metabolic process; fatty acid metabolic process. The record is from RefSeq and is a predicted model, not a curated record. The transcript is spliced from 4 exons. NCBI's taxonomy places the organism in Eukaryota, Metazoa, Chordata, Testudines, Geoemydidae. Gene Ontology annotation, cellular component: peroxisome. Gene Ontology annotation, molecular function: fatty acyl-CoA hydrolase activity.
CCAGGGCUUCUCAGGGGGAAAAGCUCUUCCUGCAGGGCUACUGUGGAAACAUGCUGAGCCAUAGCCCUGCAGGACGCUAUGGAAAAGAUGAGUGAGGCUGAUUUGCAAUGAGCCGGAGAAGUCUUUGGGAACAGAGGAGUCACAGCUUGUGAAGCUAGAGAGUGCAGGUACAUGAGGGCUAUCGGCAGCCCCUGCUUUAGCAAUGAUCAGGCUCAUAGUCACCCCGAAGAUAUCCCUUGCUGAUGAACCACUGAAAAUCCAGGUCUCCGGCUUGCCCCCCUCCCAGCUGGUGACCCUCCAAGCCUCUCUGACCGAUGAGAAAGGGGUGCCCUUCUACUCCCAAGCACUCUACUGGUCAGAUAAGGCUGGAGAAGUGGACCUGGAGCGGGCUGCUGCCACUGGAGGGGAUUACACAGGUGUGCAGCCCAUGGGUCUGUUUCAGUGCCUGAAGCCAGAAAAGCUGUUCCACAGGCUGAUAAAGCGGGAUGUGAUGCAGAGUCCCUUCCAGGUCCGCCUGGACUUGUUCGACUCUCAUCAUUUGUUUUCCUCACCCCGCGAUCAGCCUGCAGCCAGCCAGACUGUGGAGAGGUGGUACGUGGCACCUGGAGUACAGCGGGUCCAGAUCAGAGGCAGCAGAGUCCGCGGAGCCCUCUUCCUCCCUCCAGGGGAAGGUCCUUUUCCAGGGCUGAUUGACAUGUUUGGUGGCAUGGGUGGACUCAUUGAAUUCCGAGCCAGCCUCCUUGCCAGUCGUGGCUUUGCUGCACUGGCCCUAGCUUACUUUGCGUAUGAAGACCUGCCCAGUUUUCUAGAUGAGGUGGAUCUGGAAUAUUUUGAGGAAGCUGCCAACAUACUCUUGGAACAUCCAAAGGUGGGAGGAGCAGGAAUUGGUGUGGUUGCAACCUGCAAAGGUGCUGAGAUUGCCCUGGCAAUGGCAACGUUCCUACCACAGAUCACAGCUACCAUUUGCAUUAACGGGACCAAUGCCAUCCAUGGGACUGCACUGCGCUACCGUGAUCUCCACAUCAGUCCAAUACCUUACAAAUUAGAGUGUGUGCGGCAAAUGCCCCUGGGGCUGCUCUCUUUCUUCAAUGCCAUUGGGGAUACUCGAGCAGAGGCAAAUCAAGGUAGCAUCAUCCCUGUUGAAAAGGCCCAGGGUCAGCUCCUCUUCGUCGUGGGCGAAAGCGACCAGAACUACAACAGCAAAGCAUAUGCUGAGGAAGUGAUGGAGAGGAUGAGGAGACAUGGGAGAAAGAACUGCACCCUGCUGUCUUAUCCAGGCGCUGGGCACCUGAUAGAGCCCCCGGGGUCCCCGUUGUGCCCCUGCUCAAGGACCCCCUUUUUCGUCUUGCCCUUGAUGUGGGGAGGUGAAGCCCAACCCCAUGCCGCAGCACAGGAACAUUCUUGGAGAGAGAUCCAAAAAUUCCUUUGGCACCACCUGUGCCCAACAGGAAUCAGCAAACUCUGAAAACCGGGAGCCCUGGACCGAAAAGUUUCUGUGCCCCAUGCCCUCCUGAACCCGAUCAAGAAAUAUUGUAACCAUCUGUGAAUUCCGGAUAUCAACUGAAAGAGAAAUACACCACGUUGGGGGCGAGGGUGCAUUUCCAACCAGUACAACGUGGACAUCUUCUCUUGUAGGCCUGCAGCCAAUAGCAGGUGGGAAACACAAAUGCAUGAACAAGAAUGAUUUGAUCUAGUAGAAGGCAGACAUGUGUUUGGGGCCUGAUCCAGCUCUCACUGAAAUCUGUGGGAACUGGAUCAGAAUCUGGUAGUGGUUUCUCUCUGCAGAGUUCUAUGCAAAAUUUUCCAGCUUUGCUUCCCAGCUUGAGUUUUUGCUUCAAGCGAAUCCCAAAUUUUAAGGGGAAAAAUACUGAAAUCACAGAAGUCAACUGUGAUGGGUAGAGUUACCACCUUUCCAAACCAGCCCUUGACCAGAUUCACUGGAAACUUGGCCCUGAUUUCCCAGCCCUACAAGUCAGAGGCAGUGAAACAGUUUCCCUGAGAAGUAGGAACGAGGACUUUUCUCUCUGACAUGCAGCUGCACCAUUAAAUAUGCUGGAGACCACCUAGGCCUUGUCUACAUUACGAGUUUUUGAAUCCGUAACUCCCACCAUGUUCAGCUCGACCAGUGGAGACUGCAGUGUAGACAAGUGGCCUUGAGUGUUUUGACCACUCUUAUUUUCUAACCUUUUCUACACUGCAGCCUUAACUAGAGAAGCUGCAGUAAGGAAUUAAGGGUCUGAAAAUCAAAGUGCAGCCAUGGCUAAGCAGGAGAGAUCUGUACCUUAACUUGGACAGCUUCCAUUGUUGCCUGCAGUGCAGUUGUGGCCGUGUUGCUCCCAGGAUAUUAGGGAGACAAGGUGGGUGAAAUAAUAUGUUUCACUGGCCCAACUUCUGUUGGGGAGACAGACAAGGUUUCAAGCCACACAAAGCUCUUCUUCAGGUCUGGGAAUGAUACUCCCAGUGACACAGCUAAAUGCAAGGGGUAACACGUCGUUUAGCGUAAGUAGUUAGCAUCUAUACACAUGCACUCUAUCUUGAAUGGUCCCUUAGACUAUGUGCUAACUGUGUGUGUGAAACAAUCUGUUCCAUCUUCUAGUUAGCUGGGAUGCCUGGAGUUCCUUUCCCAGACCUGAAGAAGAGCUCUGUGUAAGCUUGUCUCUCUCACCCACAGAAGUUGGUCCAAUAACAGAUAUUACCUCACCCACCUUGUCUCUCUAAUAACCUGGAGAGGACAGUUCUUAAAAAAAAGUCUCCGUUCAUCCAUGUCAGGGAAUCAAUGGUAGAACUUUUCUCACUAAUCUGGUUUCAGCUGUAGUGGGGCAGAACCGGUAAGAGGCAGACCUGCACACUUUGGAUCUACCUCACCCAGCUGACGGAAACAUGGUUCUUUCUCACCUCCUUUCUACUGGUGUUUGAAAAUGGCUGAGCUGCUAUUGCAGAGAGCAGGUUAGAGAGCACAGGUUUGUCACAUCUACGAUAGCAGCAAUAGAGAGGAGCAUCCGCUCCUGGGAACCUUUGCUAGCAAGUAAUCCUCUUCCUGGUACAGCGGGAUGUAGGGGCCUGAUCUAAUACCCGCUGAAGUCAGUGGAAAUACUCCCACUGAUUUCAUUGGGCUUUGGAUCAAGGCCCGAGCGUGGAAACCUGAGACUUAUCAGUGGUUCCACCGUGGGUUGCUCAAGAACCCUAAAACCAGUCCCAUGUCUACAUUCUGCCAUUCCCAAGGCAAAAAGUAGAUUCCCAAGACAAUACCAAGCCUGAUGAAUCACGGGUAAGGCAAGAUAGAAAGAACCAUCCCAGCAUUUCUUCAAAAAACAAAUGACAGAACCCUGGAUGCAAGGUUUUUUUGUGAUUUCUCCCCCCCCCCCCCCAAUCUGUUUUGGAAAAAAAAUACGGUAUACAAAAAAGCCAAGAAGAACCAACUUGAAAGAGUCAGGUAAACAUUCCAGUGAAAGUACAGAGAGGCUCCAUUCCUUAAAAGGGAUAUACAUCAGUUAUCACCAUGCUAGAAACACGAGAGGCAGGAAAACCUUAGGAACAAGUAAAAGCCACAAAGUGAAACUAUUGCUCUGGUUCUGUUUGUUGUAAAUGGGCUCCCCUUAG